Messenger RNA from Psilocybe cubensis, 624 nucleotides. RefSeq lists its product as uncharacterized. The transcript has 4 exons. The record is from RefSeq and is a predicted model, not a curated record. The coding region runs from base 1 to 624 and encodes 207 amino acids. Gene Ontology annotation, cellular component: membrane. Gene Ontology annotation, molecular function: copper ion transmembrane transporter activity. Gene Ontology annotation, biological process: copper ion transmembrane transport. NCBI's taxonomy places the organism in Eukaryota, Fungi, Basidiomycota, Agaricomycetes, Agaricales, Agrocybaceae.
AUGGACCACGGGGGACAUGGCGGACACGACGGGCACGACAUGCCCACCAUGGCGCGAUGCAAGAUGAACAUGCUCUGGAACACCGAUAUCAUCGACACCUGCAUCGUCUUCAAGAGCUGGCACAUACGCACAUCUACCGGCUUCCUCCUUUCAUGCCUUGCCAUCGUCGCGUUGGGUGUUCUGUACGAGUACCUUCGCGGCGUCCAACGGGAUCUCGACAAGCGCAUUGCGCUGUCGCUCGCUGCGGGCAAGGCAAAAGGGAGGGAGAGGAGCAGGACCAGGGACGGAGAUUCAGGGCAGUCGGAAGGUAAUGUCGCUACGCUUGUCGAUGUCGAGGAGGUCGAUUCGGAGGAGGCGGGGUUGCUGACUGGUCGACGGGCACUGAAAUCGUCUCUUACAGGCACCCCAGUGCCGCCUGUGUCGCGCGCCCUCCGUGCUGCCGUAUACGGAGCGACGGUGUUCCUCAGCUUCUUCCUCAUGCUGGUGUUCAUGACAUACAAUGCCUAUCUAAUUUUCGCCACCGUCCUCGGUGCUGCGCUCGGUCACUACAUCUUCGGCGCAACGAUCAACGUUGACGCCAUCCUCUCGGAGUCGAGUGGUGGAAAGGGAAUGGCAUGCCAUUAA